This is a messenger RNA of Dacryopinax primogenitus, 821 nucleotides long. RefSeq lists its product as uncharacterized. The record is from RefSeq and is a predicted model, not a curated record. Lineage: Eukaryota; Fungi; Basidiomycota; Dacrymycetes; Dacrymycetales; Dacrymycetaceae. The transcript is spliced from 3 exons. Bases 101 to 622 code for a protein of 173 amino acids.
CUUGUUCGCAUCCCAUCGCGUCGAUGCUGUCAAAAAGGGAACAACAUUUGAUGAUCUCGCCUACUCGCUCUAUCCACACGCUACGGGACUCGUGGGGGAGAUGACGUGUGAAGAUUGGCAAAGAAUGAACAAAGACAAGGUGUCUCGUCCACUUCGGUCUUUGGGCCGCGAAUUGGUUAAACAAGCAAUGGACGAGAAGAUGAGAAGCCACGUCAACGCAAACCAGCCAUGCAUGUCCCGAAAACUUCGACAGUGGCGCCUAAUCUGCAUACCUUCACCAAGCACGUUCUUUUCUCAACAAUUCGAAAGAACGGUUGCCGCGGUCUCGCGAUACCCUCAGCGACAAUGCUGGACAAAUGAAAAGGGCUUGAUUUUCUUCAUGGUGCAUCGCACUUCCUAUUACAGUGCCACGCAGGAACUCGAACACAUGCUGGACGAGAUCCUUGCGGCAGGUCUGAACAUGUCCACGCAUGCACGUCAAGCUCUUGAGCAACGCUGCGCGGAAAACCCAUCCUCUGGGACCCUUAUAUGCGAGGACGGCUUGUUGACGUGGGAAGACUUCCUUGAGAGUUUUGGUCGUCUGAUGCAAUGGGCGAAGAAAUGCAUCCAGCGUGCGCUUUAGCCGCCUUAUCUGUCAAUGUUGCGACUGCUUCCAACCGAUAGUCCUUGUGGAUGUCCAUCCAGUUGAAUUUAGGUCACAUCAGUUCCAAGGUCAGUUUGUCAUUCGUAAAGUUCCACACAUCAAGGCCACAGAAGACAUUUGUUCUGCGGACUGGUUUCUGCCCGUAUUUCAUUACACUAGGGAGGUGCAAUGUGAAGUG